Messenger RNA from Ceratina calcarata, 7318 nucleotides. RefSeq names its product atos homolog atossa (gene atos). The transcript has 9 exons. Bases 329 to 4345 code for a protein of 1338 amino acids. The record is from RefSeq and is a predicted model, not a curated record. NCBI's taxonomy places the organism in Eukaryota, Metazoa, Arthropoda, Insecta, Hymenoptera, Apidae.
CUUUAUCGAACACGCGUUGGUGCUCGUGGUUAUUUGCCGAGAGCUGUCACUGUCUGGGUCAGUUGGCAACAGACCAUCGGGGUGGUCAUAAGUGCUUGCAUCGAUGUAAUCCUGCACCCGUCAAAUCCCCUUCAUCGAGUUCGCACGCAACGGGCAACCGAGGGGCUCGUCUUGGACGACGUGACAGAAGGAUUGGAACAGCGAGAGACGAAUUCGCGAGUGCGUCGACAGUUCCGGAAAACCAUGGGGCUCGUCAGGAUCAUUUGACCCACGGGAACGACUCCAGGCUCGGUGGAUCGUGCUACCUCGCGUGAUAUUAUAAAUCGGUAUGCACUGUCUAGGUGCAGUGGCAGGAGGCAUUCCCAGCCUAAAUGGGGUUGGCGGUCGGGGUGGCAUUUUCAGCGUGUUCCGAGCCCUUGGGGUCCUUGUAUGCGAAGGGAGGAUUCAGGGCCCUCCACGUGGCUACAAAGAGGGCCCACACUGUGCAGCGCCCAUGCAGGCGCUGCCUAACGGCCACGUGUGCGACGAAGAUAAUUACUUGUGUGAUCGAUACCUUGUGCUUGUACGAGAAAUUGCGGAUCGUAUCGCGAUCGGUUCGUUCUUAUGCAUCGAAGUAGUGCUGUGCAGUGACUGCCCAUGCGGUUCGGCCAAAUCUACGAACAAGAACCCGAUCAGCACUGUGCCGUCCUUAUCAAUCUCACCAUGGCAACAAGCGUCGGAAAUGCUGCUGGAAUAUUGGUGUGUUUCCGUUGUACCCAGCAAGAGUCCAGAGACCAUGAAUUAUUAUGGGUUGUAUCAAGCUGUUCGUUCGAGACUUCACUUCAGCCAGGUCGCCGCUUGGUGGUCCAGAAGUAACGGCGUCGAGCCUAGUUACAUCGUGACGAGGAUGGUUCCACAUAACGAAGAAACUCUGAGGAAAUUCCGAGAAGCCCCAGUUGAGCACACGUUCCCCUUGGCUGGUAACGGCGAUGGAAAUUCGAUAAAGGUCACCGUGUGGGCACUGCCGAGGAUGGAGGAGGUGCCGAGUCUCACCUGCCCGUUGCACCCGAUUAAAGAGAAAGACGAGGAGGGUGUCGCGAGGGCUUUGACACCCACCAAGGCUAACCCGGUUCCCAGUGCUGCGCAAAAUCCUGAAAGCCUCGUUUUGCCUGCUUUGGUGGAUGACAGGCUCCAGACGCCGUGCAACAAGCCUGGAAAGCAUCAUUGUCCUUGCGAAGAGGAAGAUGUCUCACCACCAUCACCAGCGAUACCGCGACAGAAUCGCGAGAGGAAACGCCGUCGAUCGCUUCCUUGCGGUCCUACCGAGACGAGCACCUGUGUGACGAUUCAACCGAUGCCUCUGCCGUCUCUGCGGGAACUCGUAUCGCACGAAUCGAAGGACAGUCACAGCUCCAGCUAUCCGAAAUGUUCAACCGAGAUCACGAACAAUCGCGGGGUCGUCAAGUCUGCGCAAGGUCAGAGUUGCAAGUUCGAGGACAACACGCUCAGGAAUCGAAACAAUCUAAACUCUGACAAUCUGGAACGCUCCUUCAAGACGCAACUGAGCAUCGACGAUCGGGAGGGAAACUUGGAGAAGCGGUACAAACGGACGAUUGAGGAUACUGAAUUGAAGUGCGUGUCGAAUUGCAAGGAGAAGCAGUGUAACUUGGAGAAAAAGCAAAAGGAGACCGAGAUGAAGUCAUCGGAGAAAAACGGUAUUUUCGAGAACCUCAUACCUUUCAAUUCCUCAUUGCCUUGGUCUUUUGUGGAGUCUUGGAAUAAUAGUAACGCAAAUGGAAAGUGCGCUUUCCAGAGUUUCCGAACGAACAAGGAGAGUUAUUUCCACGACUCCGAGACAACAUACAAGCCGCCAGUCAACAAGGAUUCGAGCCACGUAAUCAAUCCCUUCAGGCAACCUAGUCCCUUUCACGAGUCAAAUCCUGGCCCUUCAACGAAUAACCGAUUGAAACUGGAUUCUGCUUGUAUGGUACAUCAAAGCUGCGCUAAAUCGUCGAACAAACUGUCGAAUUCUGAAGCAGUGUUUCAUGGACAUGAAUCUGUAGAGUCGGAUAACGGCUCAAACCACAGAGGAAGAUCUGGGAAGGAUUUGAGUCAAUUGAUAUCAAAACUGUCUUUUCCUGAAGAUAAAGACAGAUCGAAAGAGGAAGGAGGAUUCUUGGAGUGGUUCAGCAAAGUUCCUGGCCGAGUUCUGGGUGUGACACCUAAUAUUGGUUACGCAGAGAAUAAAAUGAAGGGUACUAAUUUGAAGGGGCAGGAACAGCACGGGAAUGAAGUGAGAUUCAAAAACUGCAAUUUAGAAUUGAGUCAGCAGGAAUUCGACGAAGUUCUGGCUGUGUUAAGGGCUAGAACACCGUCCGAACGGAAGAGAACAAGCGUCAGGUCGAUGAAGCGACGAGAGAGAUUAGAAAAGUCGUUUCAAGAUGGGACGGACAAGUACGUAAAUUUAGAGAGUAGUGAGUGUACGGCAAACAAUAUGGUGAAUCGCGCGAAACCAUGUGAAGGUUGUAGCCACAAGCUGUGCAGGAAAAACGAUCAGCAGGUUUUAGAGAAAACCCAUUUCUCUGAGAUCUAUGGCAAUAAAAAUAUUUACAAUCCCUCUCAGAAACGUGAGAAACUUGACGAUAGUGGAUCGAACGAGGAUCUACAGACUAUUAAAUGCAAUAAUUCUGAAAGACGGACAAACGAACCUGUGGACUGUCUACAGAACGUAUCGAACAAAGCGGACAUACUAUUGGGAGCAAUUUUACGAACCAGUAAAGAUCGUAGGAACUUAUCGGAAGUUUCCAAUGGGACCAAAUCGAGAUCCACGUCGUUAGCAACAGCCAUCAACGAAAUGGAGAUCGAUCGAAACAACGUGUCCUCCGACAAAAUGCAUUCGGAACAGAAAACUGUGCCAUUGGAGGACGAGAAGUCGUUGCCAAUGGCGUUUAAUAAGAGAUUCAAUCGAUUCCGCCAGCUUUUCAAAAAAGAGCAGGAGAAAAAAGUGACCUUGGCCGAGGAGGGCAGUUCACAAGAUGUUGUUCAACAGAGCGGUCAACGUUCGUUCUCGUACAAUAACGUCCAGCCAAGCCUGCACGAUCCAAAGAAUCUGAGGGACAACAAAGCGAAGAGGAGGAUCAAUUUCCCGAAUGUUGUCGAACAAACGGAGAAGCGUGUCGCGUGUCCCGAUCUUUCAGAGCUUAGUACAAAUGGCGCACAUCAAAAACCACGAACCUAUAGUACAAAUUAUAAGAAGGAUAGAUGCGAUUAUGACGAGGUAGAGACGUGCAAAUGGCAAAAUAGGCUGCAUAGUACAAAUGAAGAGGACAGCACAGUCGAGCAAGAAGAAGAAGACGAGGAGGAGGAAGAAGAUGAUGAAACUAAGCUGUGCAACGAUUGUAUUUCGACACCAGGGAAAAAUAAUUAUUUGCCUUCGAAAAUUCGAAGCAACAGUAUCGGCAAAGAUAACACCGUGGAAGAAGAUGAGACUGUGGAUAAAGCGGUGCCAACUGCGAUCGAGCAAGAGAGAUUUCGGCGGUCCUUGGAGAACGCUGCCUCGAUGGUGUUCCACAGUAGAACUGGUUUGCCCUUGACAUCUAGCCCAGCACCUUUAAGAAGGGGCAGCUGUUGCUUCGAUUACGAUAGCAGCCUGAAUUCCGUCUCCUCGAAAAGAAGUGCACUGUUCGAGUUGAAUACCCCACCAAGCCCAGGCGCGGUGUCGCUGGAAGAGACCGACAGAGAUACUGAAAAUGCUGGCGAAGGAGAGGAAACGCCGAAAAGACGCUCAUCGUCGCGUAGCAGACCACAGAGUCACGCCCUUUUAGGCAGCUUUGAGGAAUCGGCUCUGAAUGGUAGACUCGAACCUGUGUCGACGGUUCACGGUUUUACGGCAGAAUUAGGUGCGAGCGGUUCCUUUUGCCCGAAACAUCGAAAGCUUCCGGUCACUGUGUUUUUCUACACCCUCGGUGACAAUGACAAAGUUUCUACGCCCUAUCUCGCACAUAUUAAUUUGGGCAAAAAGGGCUACCAAGUACCAAGAAGCGGUACUAUUCAAGUAACGCUUUUCAAUCCUUUGGGUACAGUCGUUAAGAUGUUCGUAGUACUAUACGAUCUUUCCGAUAUGCCACCACGAUCUCAUACUUUUUUACGUCAGAGAACACUGCGGGACAAAACACUACGCUACCUCGUACAUCUUAGAUUUAUGUCCGGCAAAUCGGGUCGGAUUUAUUUGCAUACGGAUAUCCGUAUGAUCAUUUGUCGCAAAUCCGACGUCGAUACGGCAUCGGAUUUCGGGUCAGAGCCACCAAAGGAAUUACGAAGCUACAUCCACGGCCCUACCAAUCCGAAAUUUUCGCCAAGGUGCUGAGCCGCGUGGCUCUUUCCAUGGGGUUGCUGUCAGUCGCUCCGCUCGCCUAGUCCCCUUCACGCAGACGUUUAAACCGAGAGCAGUUUUUCUUACCAGUCCCAGUCAAAUGUUCAGAAUGCGUUGUUCAAACAAAGUGUCGAUUAUGCAUUGAUUAAGGAUUGAGACAAUUUAAGAGAAAAGAGACGCGAAAUAUCUCAAGGCUUCACUCGUAAUGAUCAUCUAGUUUUUCGAACAGAAAAUUUCUUUAUGCAAGGAUGUAUUUGGGACUGGUGAGAAACCUUUGUGGAAAUGAUCCUUUUGAGAGGAAGAUUAUGAAAAAUUAUUUACGAAAGCAAUUGGAGGUAAUAUAAUAUUUUGGGAUGGUUUUUACAAAAAGAAGGAGAGAUAAUUCAAUGGAUGGAAACAGUGGGAAAACGUUUAAAGAGAAAAAUCAUUUGUUUUGUUAAAAGAAAUAUUGCGGAUGAACAAGUAGAAAAAGCGUUUAAAGGGGAACAUCUUAUGAAAAUCGUUUCUCUCAUAGUUCAUAUCUAGUUCAUUUUGUUCCUCUUUGAUUUAUCAGUGAUAUUGCUUUCGAUGUGAAAAAACUACGUGUGGUUAAGGUUCUUCGGUUUUGUUGUUGCUGUUCAGCCGAAAUAUGAAAUUUAUCGAAAUGAUUUUUCGUUCAGAAUUAAUUUAUUUGGUGAAGAUCGCUGUUUUUAAUUUUUGUGUCUUUCAUAUUACGAGCAAAGUUGAACUUCGGUUUUGCAAUCGCGGCUUCUCUUCAAAUAAAUGAAAAUGAACAAAGUUUCUAGCUGCCUGAGCUCGUCGAUUUAAUCUAGUAAGCUAGACGAUCUCCUUGGAAGGCCAUCUUCUCAAUUUAUUGUUGUAAAUAUAAGUCAUGUGUAAAGUUUAAGAUUAAGAAUUUUUUUUAAUGGGACGAUGCUGUCGUGUGUGUGUAGCACUCAACGUUUAAAAAAGGCGAAAGGGAAAGAAGAAAGGAAGAAAAUAAGUGAUACGAGCACGAGAAAAUACUAAGAAUCGAGUCUCUCGUUGACAUUGAAAAGAAUCCUCAAACUAUUGUACAAAAGAUGAAAAGAGAACUAUGUGAUCUAGAAAAUCGUUUAAAGUGUAAUUUAAAUAGAUGUCAUUUAUAUCGAUUCGUUAAUAUUUUCAGAAGAAAAUUGAAAGACGGUUAAAGACGUCGUUUAUUUUAUUAAAAAAAAAGGAAAAGAAACAAGAAAGAAAAACAAAGGUAGAGAUGGGGCGGAGAGUAAAAGGAAGAAAAUCUAACGGAAGAACAUGCAUUCUCGCGUGAGAUAAAACGUAGCUUGCAAGAUCAACGAGUGGCUAGAUUACGCGACUUUUCCUGCUCGAUGAAAAUGAAUCAUUAUUUACACGUAUAAACAGAACACAAUUUUGUGUCCGUAGCACUGUGAUGAAUAUUUUGAUAGAUUGUAAAGAGUAAUUAUUAUAAAGUAUCUAUUUGAGUAGUGAAUAUGUCCUAGAUAUUAAUUAAUAAUUGUACUAAUGUCGUAUGAGGAAUGUAACCGAGCGUAAUUACUAACCGUAAAAACAAAUUAUAUAUACCUUUCACAGUCACAAGGCGCUCAUUAUUGUCUUCGCAUUAAAUCACAUUAAAAUCGAUUUACCUUAUCUUUCCAUACGAAACAAGAAAUAAAAAAUAUUUGAUAAGAACACAUUCGUACGAAAACCGAUCGGAUUUCACCUGAAAUAUGCAUCGUUAAAUUUUAUAAUUAAUUUCUCUUCAUAUUGCCUUUUGCAAUUUAAAUGAAACAAUAGAAUAUGCUUUUUCAAAUUUGUCUACAUCGAGAAUUAAAUGCAGGACUAGAAAUCCAGAAUAUCCCAGAACUUAUUUGUAUACGCUUCAGAUAAAAUUGGUAUUCGAUUAGUUUCGACGCAAUAGAUUAUGCGUAGACGUAACAGGCGCAGUUUGUGAUUUGUUAAAGGAAAUUUGUCUUUCUAAUGAGAAGAAGAGAAGCGUUAACUAGGCUUGACAAGUACGUUCUAUAGGUAAUCUGACGAACACGUUCAUGUUUGAUCUGCGCCGAUAAUCUUUCAUCCGAGUCAAAUACGACGAUUAGCCGAAGAGAAUUGGGUUAAUCCAAUUUCAUUGAUCGACAAAGAAAGAAAUGCGUGGGAACAUCGCGUGGUUGUUCCCAGGCUUGAAACAUACAAGUUUAAUGUUACAAAAUUUUUUUGUAGCACGUAUACUGUACGGCAAAGAAAUGUAGAGUGUGUAAUCACUGCCAUGCUGUAUAUACAUACAUCGUAGUAUAGCUGAACCGUUGAAUAACAAUUUAGGGAAAUCUUAGCAAUAGUUCUUCGCCUGAUCGAUUUGACCAGAAACAGAACCAAAAGUUGGGUCCGUUGAAAAAUGUCUAAAUGACAUCGAUUUCGUUUCUCCACCGUUCUUUCAAAAAUUUUUACCCAUACGUUGGUAUCAACUGAUUUUUCGUGUAUCGGAAUAUUUAAACAUUUUCUAUCGGCCGAUUAAAUGCAGAUAUUUUUCGACUGGAUCUCGCUUGUGGAACGUUAUAAACACAAAGUGUAUACCUUGUGAAUUCUAAUAACAUAUUUUCCCAGAUUAUUAAAAGGAAACUCGCUUGAUAGCUUUAAACCGAUCAAAUCUUCGCGAUGCGUGUAAUUAAUUUUCAUACGACGAAAAAUCGAACGAAAAUACGUGCAAUUCAUUAGUGUACCUUUUUGGAAAUAACGUACGAACGAACAUGCAUAGGUCAAGAUUGUAUUUUUGGAAUCUGCAAUCCUGAACCAAACCUGUACACAAACUUGUAGGACGCGCACUAAGAACUUUAUUAUUGUGAUAAACUUUUAUCUCGGAUUAGAAGUCGGUAAUAAUUAUCUCGAAGUCGAACGCAUUAUUCUCUUGUUGCUGAGUAAGGUGGGACGAGUUAAUUCGACGGUGCCAAACUCGAGAAAAAAAAUGGAAGGAAUAAAAAUGGCUUUUAAAAUAGA